Molecule: messenger RNA, 2985 nt
Organism: Danio rerio (zebrafish)
Lineage: Eukaryota; Metazoa; Chordata; Actinopteri; Cypriniformes; Danionidae
Gene: nfatc1
Product: nuclear factor of activated T cells 1
Biological process (GO): anatomical structure morphogenesis; regulation of DNA-templated transcription; epithelium development
Cellular component (GO): cytoplasm; nucleus
Molecular function (GO): DNA binding; DNA-binding transcription factor activity
Source: RefSeq, marked provisional
AAAGCAGUGCGUCACCAGAACCCCUGGAAACUAACAUGCAAGUCCAGAAUAGAAAAUAUAACGAGUUAGACAAACUGUAUUAAUAUAAGGUUCAUAUUUUUUUACGUUGUCAUUUCUUGCGUUUUUUUAAGUAAUUGAGCUUUUAAGUCAUUUACACACUUCUCUCUUGACUGGAAUACACGCUUAUUACGGUAGAAGUGAGCACUUUUAGCACAGAUAUCAGGACUCAUCAUCAUAUUGGGAGAUUAAACGCUGAGCGGACUGUGUCGUGCGUUUUGGAAAAGUGCGUUGAACUUGCUGUGAGUUCUGUCUACACUUCGCAAGCAUGAAAUCCGCAGAGGAAGAUGCGUACUGUUACAAUCAAAACACCAGCAUCUCAAUUCCUCUGGGCAACCCCUGCCCACCCUCGCAGUACCACAAUCUCCAGACCAGCCCUUCCUUGUCGAUAUCCAUCAGCCAACCUUCCUCGUUCCCUCAAGAUGACAUGAGCUCGGUAGGCUACUUCCAAACAUCCGGUCCCCGAUCCAAUGGAGCUCCCACAUUGGAGAGUCCGCGCAUUGAGAUAACAGCUUACGGCCAGUUCCCCGAAGAUGAGGUGGAGGAUAACAGCGUUCCAGUGACUAAGCGAGUCAACUCCAUAGUGACAUUAACGUUGCCGAGUGUUGAUGGUUAUCGUGACCCUACCUGCCUCAGUCCGGCAAGCAGCGUGUCCUCUCGUAGCUGCCAUUCAGAUGCUUCUUCAUACGAAUCUGGCUUCUCCUACAACUACGACAACUCUCCGCAGAACUCGCCUUGGCAGUCCCCUUGCGUCUCCCCAAAAGGUUCCUCCUCUCUGCAGUCCUGCACUCUUGGUGCUUCUCCACGCCAUUCUCCAUCCGGUUCUCCUCGAACCAGUAUCACUGAUGACAACUGGAUAGGCAAUCGGGGUUCCCGUCCAAAUUCUCCUUGUGGCGGUAAACGGAAGUACAGCUUCAAUGGUGGGCCAUCGCACAAGUACCAUCCGUACUCGCCAAAUCAAUCUCCUGGGCCGUCGCCACAAACUUCACCUCGCCUCAGUGUGACGGAGGACAGUUGGUUGCCCAAUACCAAUCAAUACACCAACUCUGCCAUUGUUGCCGCCAUCAAUGCCCUCACCACAGAUGGAUUAACAGAUCUUGCAGAGGGGAUUCCUUUGAAGUCCCGCAAGACCAGUCUGGAACACAGUGCUUCAAUGAACCUGAAAGUAGAACCAGGUGGAGACGAGACAGGGUCCCUGGAGCUUUGCCAGGAUGACUUCUCCUCAGUACGCCUACCCUUCAAGAAGGAGACCUACUGCAGUGGCUUUUUGGACGUGCCCCAACACCCAUAUUGGUCUAAGCCUAAGCCUUACAUCAGUCCAUCACUGCCUGCUCUUGAUUGGCAGUUGCCUUCGAGCUCAGGGCCGUACAGCCUACAGAUUGAUGUCCAACCCAAGUCUCAUCACCGUGCUCAUUAUGAGACUGAAGGCAGCAGAGGAGCUGUGAAAGCACUAGCGGGAGGUCAUCCAGUGGUCCAGCUUCACGGCUACAUGGAGAGCGAGCCUCUGACCCUACAGCUGUUCAUAGGCACGGCAGAUGACCGUCUCCUCCGACCUCACGCAUUCUACCAGGUUCACCGCAUAACCGGGAAGACCGUGUCCACACCAAGCCACGAGGUCCUGCAGUCCAACACCAAAGUUCUUGAGAUUCCUCUUCUGCCCGAGAGCAACAUGAGAGCCAUAAUCGACUGCGCUGGAAUCCUCAAGCUGCGUAACUCAGACAUCGAGCUCCGCAAGGGCGAGACCGACAUCGGACGGAAGAACACACGUGUGAGGAUGGUGUUUCGUGUCCACAUCAACCAACCGAAUGGCAGGACGGUGUCCUUACAGGUGGCAUCUAACCCCAUUGAGUGCUCCCAGCGCUCAGCACAGGAGUUGCCCCUCGUGGAUAAACAGAGCAUGGAAAGCUGUGCCGCCUCAGGGGGGGAACAGAUGCUUCUCAGCGGGCACAACUUCCAGCCCGAUUCCAAGGUGGUGUUUGUGGAGCGAGCACAAGAUGGCCAUCACAUAUGGGAAAUGGAGGCUAAAGUCAACAGAGAAUCAUCCAAAUCUGUGGCUUUGCUUGUGGACGUUCCACCUUACCGGAACCAAAGAAUAUCCAACCCUGUUCAAGUGAAUUUCUAUGUGUGCAAUGGAAAGCGGAAGAGAAGCCAGUACCAGCGUUUCACAUACCUGCCCACAAAUGUUCCAACCAUAAAAACAGAGCCGCACGAUGACUACGACCUCCCCCAGGUAUGUGCGCCUCUUCAUCCGGCCAGGUUGGCCCUGCAUCCGAAGCCUUACUACAGCCCUCCGUCCAUGACCCCCUUGAUGCCCACAGAACUAGGACCAUGUGUGACAGGGCCAUUCACAUCGAGUCCUCAGAGACUGGUGGCAAAACCCAUUUCCCUAUCCUGCUCAUCAUCCCCAAGCACCAGCCCCAAACUACAAGAUCUCUCCCCGCCUCACCUUUCCACCAAGUGCCUAUCAGCGGGAUCAAACCUGGGCCCCCAGUCUCCUACAGUCCCCCACGUUUCCACCAUCCAACCAACACCUGGACGCUACCAACAAUCCAUCCUCUACCCAACAGGAAGCAACGCAUCUUCUCCAGGGUCCCAUCCGUCCACUCCAAAUUCUGCACCAGAUCUCCCCUUCACUCCCAGUCUGACCCAACCACAGGCCACCAACGAGGCCUCAGCAUUAACGGCUCAGAUAACCAAAGGACCUGUGAGGAGCGGUUCCUCCCCGCUCCUACAGAAGGAGGCGGACCCCCCCUCCAUGCUAGCUAUCAGCAUCAAGCAGGAACCGCAGGAACUGGAUCAAAUGUACCUAGAUGAUGUUAACGAAAUCAUCAGGAACGAUCUCUCCAGCAUCUCCGUCCACAGCCACGCAUAGCAGCUGAGGGUCCCUCGGAGGAAGACCACAGCAAUCAUGAACUGGACCAAAUUUUU